GCGCAUGCGCGCUUUUCGUGCUCCCCUCGACUUCCGCUGAGAGGAAGGCGCUGUUUAUCACCGCGACGCUCGGCAGCGCGAGGCAGAGAAUGACCGCAGCCGCGGGCUUGUGAGACGCUCGCUGACCGAUCCGACUUCACGAUGUCCAGCGGCGGCUUCGCGUCACAGAACGGCGCCGGAGGCUCGUACGCGAACGGUCCGUCACAGAGCCCCGUUGGUGUUUUCCCGUCUAAUCAGGGCUUCAUGGCUCCGCCGCAGCCGGGCUUCAUGAACAACCUGCCGAGCAAAGGCCCACCGCCGGCCAUCUACUCCCAGCAGCCUCAGCCCGCGGGGAACCAUCCCAGCAUGCACCGCAGCACACCGCCGCACGCUAACUCUGUGAACCACGCUCCUCCUGCGCUGAAUGUGAUGGCUCCCCCUCAGACGUUUGGUCCUCCUCUUCCUCCUCCUGCGGCCGUGAGAGGAACACCUCCUCCUGCACACAGCGACGGAGUGUAUCCCGCUCACCCCGGACACAUGCACCGGCCGCUGGCCAGCUCUUACCCCUCAUUACAGCCGGCCUAUCAGAGCGUGUCCGGCGCGCAGACGCCGCCUCCUGCGCAGACGCAGCCGCAGCUCUACCCGCAGAUGCCUCCUCCUGCGCAGACGCAGCCGCAGACGCAGCUCUACCCGCAGAUGCCUCCUCCUGCGCAGACGCAGCUCUAUUCGCAGACGCAGCCACAGCCGCAGAUGCAGCUCUAUCCGCAGCCGUCUGCAGCCGCGGCUCAGCUGAGCCACUCGUUAGCGUCGUUAAGCCUGCAGUCUCAGCCUCCGGAGGCUCUGAGGGUCGUGAACCUGCUGCAGGAGCGCAGCCUCCUUCCUCCGGGAUGCGUGCCGCCGCCGGUGCCCUGUCUGCCCCACGACCUGCAGAAGCUCAACUGCAGCCCAGAGGUGUUCCGCUGUACUCUGACCAGCAUCCCGCAGACGCAGUCUCUGCUGAACAAGGCCAAGCUUCCCCUCGGCCUGCUGCUGCACCCCUUUAAAGACCUCUCUCAACUGCCUGUGGUGACGUCCAGUAAUAUCGUCCGCUGCCGCUCCUGUCGGACGUACAUCAACCCGUUUGUGACCUUCAUGGACGCUAGAAGAUGGAAGUGCAACCUGUGUCACCGAGUCAAUGAUGUUCCAGAGGAGUUCAUGUAUAAUCCGGUCAGCAGAUCGUAUGGAGCGCCUCACAAAAGACCAGAGGUGCAGAACGCCACCAUCGAGUUCAUCGCUCCGUCAGAAUACAUGCUGAGGCCGCCGCAGCCCGCCGUUUACCUCUUCCUCCUGGACGUGUCUCAUAACGCGCUGGAGACCGGAUAUCUGGACGUCGUCUGUCAGACGCUCCUGGACAACCUCGACUCGCUUCCCGGAGACACUCGGACGAAGAUCGGCUUCAUCACGUUCGACAGCACCAUCCAUUUCUACAACCUGCAGGAAGGCCUGUCGCAGCCUCAGAUGCUCGUCGUGUCAGACAUCGACGAUGUGUUCUUACCGACGCCGGACAGCCUUCUGGUCAACCUGAGCGAAUGCAGAGAGCUGGUGCAGGAUCUGCUGGCGAGUCUGCCGCAGAUGUUCAGUAAGACGAUGGAGACGCAGUCUGCUCUGGGUCCGGCGCUGCAGGCCGCCUUCAAGCUGCUGUCUCCCACCGGCGGACGCAUGUCUGUGUUCCAGACGCAGCUGCCAACCAUCGGCAUCGGCGCGCUCAAACCCAGAGAAGAGCCCAGCCAGAAAGCCAACGCCAAGGACGUGCAGCAUCUCAGUCCUGCGACGGACUUCUAUAAGAAGCUGGCUCUGGACUGCUCCGGUCAUCAUGUGGCGGUGGAUCUGUUCCUGCUGAGCGCGCAGUACUCUGACCUGUCCUCUCUGGGCUGUAUAUCCAGAUACUCGGCCGGAAGCGUCUAUUUCUACCCUUCAUACCACAAGCAGCACAACCCGCCUCAGACGGAGCGUCUCCUGAAAGACCUGAAGAGGUACCUGACGCGCAAGAUCGGCUUCGAGGCCGUCAUGAGGAUCCGCUGCACUAAAGGUCUGUCCAUACACACCUUCCACGGGAACUUCUUCGUGCGCUCCACUGACCUGCUGUCUCUGGCCAACGUGAACCCCGACGCCGGCUUCGCCGUGCAGAUGAGCAUCGAGGAGAACCUGCUGGACCAGCAGGCCGUGUCCUUCCAGGCCGCGCUGCUCUACACCUCCAGCAAAGGAGAGCGGCGGAUCCGUGUGCACACGCUGUGUCUGCCCGUGGUCAAUUCUCUGUCGGACAUCUUCGCUGGAACAGACGUCCAGGCCAUCACGGCUCUUCUGGCCAGCAUGGCCGUGGAUCGCUGUGUGACGGCGAGUCUGAGUGACGCUCGGGACGCUCUGAUCAAUGCUGCGAUCGACUCUCUGGCAUCCUACCGCUCCUCAGUGCUGACCGUCCCUCAGCCCGGCCUGCUGGCCCCAGCCUGCCUGCGCCUGCUCCCGCUCUACAUCCUGGCCCUGCUCAAACACAAAGCCUUCCGGACGAGCGGCGGCCGGCUGGACGAGCGUGUGUUUGCCAUGUGUCAGCUGAAGCAGCAGCCGCUGGUCUUCCUCCUGAUGAUGGUGCAUCCGGGCCUGUACCGCGUCGACCAGCUCACGGACGAGGGCGCUCUGAACAUCAACGAUCGCACGAUUCCUCAGCCCAGAGCUCUGCAGCUGUCCGUGGAGAAACUGAGCAGAGACGCAGCGUUCCUCAUGGACUGCGGCACCGUCAUGUAUCUGUGGGUCGGGAGAAACUGCAGCCCGGAGUUCCUCACAGAAGUGCUGGGAGUGGACAGCUACGCCGCCGUUCCUCUCGACAUGAUCCAGCUUCCAGAGCUGGACACGGCCCAAUCUUCACGCCUGCGAGUGUUCGUCGACUGGCUGAGAGAACGCCGGCCGUUCCACACCGUCCUGCACGUCAUCAGAGACGAGUCUCCGCUCAAGGCCGAGUUCAUGCAGAACAUGAUCGAGGAUCUCAGUGAAUCCGCUCUCUCUUACUACGAGUUCCUGCUGCAUCUACAACAGCAGAUCUCCAAGUGAUCCCACAAUGCCCGGCUGGAGCCAGACGCAAACCUGCUGUCAAUAAAGUCCCGUCGGUGUCCCACUGCAGCUGUUUGUGAGGAGUGACACACGGGUGACGUCACGGUCACACGGCGCUCUGAGCGCAGGUCCCUUCUAAUUUAUUGCCUUUUACUAAAAAAACGAAAAUGUAGGAAAAUGGUUUCUUAUGAAUUUCUUACGACCUUUAUAAUUAGUGCUACCCAAGAGUUAGCGCUUUAUAAUUAGUGUGGUUAUUGUCACAGGUUUAUCUGUUCGAUCUUCAGGUUUGUCUGUAUUCGUCAGUCAUUGUUUUAAUUGAUGAGGAAGGCAAUGCAGUUGAAUUCAAUAUCUGCCUUAAGUGGGACUCAUGCAAAUGUUCUCUGAGAAGAAAUGCUUUGUAAGUAUGUGACGUUUUACACGACGCUCGACCCUGUGAUCUUUACACAUUAUAGAAACAUGUACAUUGAUAAACCUAUAUUAUAUUCAGAAGAUUGUUAAUUUUAGUAAAAACAUUAUUCAGAUGAUGCGAGACGAUAAAACAAACUGCUUAGGACUUUAAUGUUAUAAUUUUUUCCACGAAGAGAGAUUUUUAAGAACGGGCUAAAUCUACAAAAGCUUUAGGUGAAGGUGAUCAGCUACAGAGACGUGCUUAAAGCUUGAAAUAUAAUCCUAAAUACAGAGAUUUCUCUGCUACUAAUAGAGAUUUAUGUUGAAUGGCAGGUUGUGAAUGCAGAACUGAUGAAGGUAGGAGUAACACAAUAAUCUGAGCAAUCUUCAGUCUUGAUUCUGUUGCAUAAUCAAAUCCAACAUUCAGAGGGAUAUUUUUUUAUAUUUAAAAAAAUCCUUGUUUCCUCUGCGGUUGUUCAGCUCAUUUUAGCACACAUGACAACUGUGUUUUUGAGAAAUGAUUUGUAAAUUCUCUGCAAUUUUGUACAUGUGAACUUUAUAAAUGAAUGAAGUCAUUAAAGAGGAAAUGUCGUGUGA
Molecule: messenger RNA, 4044 nt
Organism: Onychostoma macrolepis
Lineage: Eukaryota; Metazoa; Chordata; Actinopteri; Cypriniformes; Cyprinidae
Gene: sec24a
Product: SEC24 homolog A, COPII coat complex component
Exons: 21
Coding region: 142-3060 (972 amino acids)
Biological process (GO): COPII-coated vesicle cargo loading; intracellular protein transport; endoplasmic reticulum to Golgi vesicle-mediated transport
Cellular component (GO): endoplasmic reticulum exit site; COPII vesicle coat
Molecular function (GO): SNARE binding; zinc ion binding
Source: RefSeq, a predicted model, not a curated record